AUGUCGGACCUUUCAGGUUCGCGUUCUCCGGUCCCUCCCCCUCCCCCUCCGCCGCCACAAAAGUACUCCAAUCGGGCCGCCAGUGCUUUUGCGAGGUUCGCGCCCUUCUUUGGCUCGAGGCCUCCAAGUCCACAAAGCAGUCGUGCGGAUGGUCCCCGAUCAAUCAGAUCGAAAUCGCUGUAUGUCUCUCACCGCUCUGAUAUUCCAUGUCUUCUAGACCUGCAAGCACCCCCCUCCCCCACGCGCGAUUUGAUGUCAUCGGGGCUAGUGGGAGCACCAGGAGAACCGCAGACGGUGACCCAUAAAACAGGGAUCGCGAUCACGGCUUUGGACAUAUCGCCGGAACGGACACAUGCGGUCAUUGCGGGCAAGGAGAUACUCAAAACCAUCCGCGUCUCCCCCGACCACUCCUCGGAAGAAUUCAAUAUUCGAAAUGCCGUCAUCAGUUAUGCAUCCAACCAUCAUGAAGCUGGUGUGUCGAUGCCACAUAAAGAUCAAUUGAAUGUCAAGGACGUCAAAUGGUCACAUGGGACCUUCGACCGGACAAUCGCAACUGCAGUUGCAAAUGGUCGGAUUGUCGUCUACGACCUGCAGCGACCCGGUCUCCAACUAUGUCGCUUCCAAGGCCAUAACCGCCAGGUUCAUAGGCUCGCCUUCAACCCCCAUUUCCCAUCUUGGCUCUUGUCGGGCAGUCAGGAUGGCACGAUUCGAAUGUGGGAUCUGCGCGCCGCCUCUGCGAAUCGGGGCAGUUCCACGUGCGGCAGCAAACAUGUGUACCAGGGCAAUAGCGAUGCUAUCCGGGACGUCCGAUGGUCUCCCAGUGAUGGAGUUGUGUUCGCGACCGCCUCGGACAGCGGCGCCAUUCAAAUGUGGGAUUAUCGCAAGGGCAAUGCACCGUUGAUGAGAAUCGCCGCUCACGAUCGGCCAUGUUUCGCCGUGGACUGGCAUCCCGACGGCAAGCAUAUAGUCAGUGGUGGUACAGACCGCCAGGUAAAAGUGUGGGACUUCUCCUCGUCUGCAGAGCGACGGCAGAAACCUGCGUUCCAGUUCCGAACACCCCAGGCGGUCACAAAUGUGCGAUGGCGGCCUCCUUCUUGGGUUGGCGAGUCACCUGCCUCGGGAGAAUGGCAGUCAUCUCAAGUCGUCACGUCCUACGACAAAGAAGAUCCCCGUGUCCACCUCUGGGAUCUUCGACGCCCCCAUGUUCCAUUCCGUGAGUUUGAUCGAUACGACUCCCCUGCAUCGGAUUUACUGUGGCGAUCCAAAGACCUCCUGUGGACCGUCGGUGAGGCCGGAGCCUUUACGCAGACAGAUGUACGGUAUGCGCCAGCCGUGAUCAAUCGCCGACCGAUGUGCUCGGUGGCCUGGAGUCCUAAUGGCGAAUUCGUUGCCUUUGCCCAGAAGCGGCCCAGGCGACGCCCGUUGGGAGUCAAUGCUGCCGAAUUUCUACUUCAUGAGGAAGGCGAGGAUAGUACCGAUGAGAAAUCGUUGAGCCAAAGUCCCGGCGAUGAUAUCAUUGAUGAAGCAGCCUUAGCUACUUCUCUUCAUAACCAAAAUACCAAAUCGGCUACAACUCGACCAUCCAAGUUCUUGGGGAGUACUUCACCGGGGACAGUGGAUUCCAUUCAGGUCCUGCCCCUUGAUCAGGCCCUGGCUAAGAUUGCGACUCCUGCGCCCAGUCAGUUGGGAACUAUUGCCAUGAUCCCAGGUGCUACGAAUGACCCAGAAGUUUUCCGGUAUCUAGCAAGCAACUACACGCCAUUGAUGGACGAGUAUCGAGAAACAAGGACACAGGCUGAUAUUCUCAACACCUUGAUCGAAUCCCUAGACCGGAAUGCUGAGUGUGCUGACGAGGUCUCAUUGAUCAAGGUGGCUCAGACUUGGAGAAUCGUCAAAUUUGCCAUUCUCCAAGAGCUUCAGCGCCGAGCAAGAGCGCAACCGGCCCAAGGCGGCCUGAGAGACAGAACAUCCAAAGACAGCUCUUUGUUGGACAGGUCGCGCGAAGAUGGCCGACACGAAAGGGCUAAAAGUCGGUUGUUUAAAGGGGUCAUGGAAGCCGUGCCCGAGGUUGAAAGCACCUCCAACAUGACAACCCCUCUAGCGAAACCAUUACCAGAUUCUCCAGUUAUGGACUCCUGGUCUAGCACUGAUGAUUCUCACAUACCAUCAUUAGAUGACAGGGCCAUUGAUAUUGAUCCUCUACCACCAUCGGUUCUGAGUUCUCAUAACGGUUGGGGGAUGUCAGACACCGAAGCUCGUCAUAAACCCAACCCCCAGGUGCAAGUAUCUUCUAUUGAUGAUGUUGCUCUGCCAGACCACCGUCGAGAUCCAACCCAGGAAGAGUUGGACAAUGAGCAACGGUCUGCACCUCGGGCCAUUGCUGGCAAUGCAGAUUGGCGCCGGCAUCGUCACACAGACUUUGCUCGGGAAACCUCGGAAGACGACUAUGACCAAAAGCUAGAGGACAAACGUGCAGCUAUUCGUGAUUUCAGGCAAUACCCCAAGAAGCCCUUGACUCUUGAGUCAGCGAUGGAAUCCAACCGGCCUCCCUCGACUGAACGAUAUGGACGGCACGAUUCUUCAGAAAGUUUCCCCAUGUUCUCUACAUCGACAGACAGUUCGCAUCCAUCAAGAUCUAUCGCAGCUUCAUACUCAUCUACCGGGCAGCUUGAUGUUUCCAGGUUGCCAGAUGCUAGCCAAUCUUCUGGGAUGAGAAGAGGUUCGAAUCUAGCUUCUACGCGCGAGGAAUCCGAAGACGAGAGUUUCGAAAAUGAGGUCUUAGACACCGAUCGACUGCAUCUCCAGCGCCCAUCCAGUCCUCCUCCUUUAAUCAAGGAGUCAACCCCGUUUGAACCGCAGGUAGAAAUGACCUUCCCUGGCGAUUCAAAUUACAGGGCCACCGCGCCUUAUUCCGCAAACGACGAUUUUUCACGAGUAAAGAUUCCGCUUAUGCCUGAUGGGACAGAUUUGAAGCCGUGGAGCAUUGAAACAAUCCUGAAGGAAGCAGUUCGUUAUUAUCACAGCAGCAGUAGCUCUGUUGAUAUCCAGACAGCCGCCCAUCUCCUACAGAAGCUCCAUGUUCUUUUCCAAGACUGCGAGGAAAUCCUGCCGUAUGAAGAAUGUGAAAUGGUCUUCAAGACCUAUAAUGAGCACCUCAUCCGGCACUCAAUGGAUUUGGAAGCCGCAGAACUCCGUCUGUCCUGUGUGGAAACCUACCCUGCUGUGUACGACUACGCGCAGGCAGACUCGUUUAUCAAUGUAUAUUGCUACACCUGUCAACGACCCUUUGAGAAUCCGAAACAGGACAAUACCCGCUGCUAUCGCUGCAGCACACCUCAAGCACCAUGCUCCAUCUGCAUGUGCCUUGAACCUCCCCCAGAAUGGGCGACAGAUCGAACACAACCCCAGCCCACCUCAUCCACCCUCUCGAGCCCAAACCCAGACUCCGAGACCCUCUCCCACACCUCAUCCCAAUCCUCCGUCCCCACAGAACCCGUCUCGGACUCGGAAAUGGAGACUUUCGCACCUUUCUCAGCACCCAGAUCAAAAGGCUCCGCCAUCUGGACCUGGUGCCAAGGCUGUGGCCACGGCGGCCACCUAGCCUGCAUAACAACCUGGCUGGGCGACGUAACCAUCAGCGAAGGCGGGUGCGCAACAGCAGGCUGUAUGCACGACUGCGGCCCCGGUCCCCGUCGCGAAGUAAACCGCCAAACCAUUCAGACAGAGUCCAAGCGUCGUGAUUCCGCAAGUCGCUCUGCUGGCGCUGGCCUCGUCAAGCGGGAUCCUUGGACUAAAAGUGAAAGUAAAGCCGUGGAGAAGGUUCGCGGUAUGCUUGGCGUUGCCGGUGUCGCUGCUGCUACUGGUGGAAGCGGCGCUGGGCCUGUUACGUCGACGAAUACUACUGCUGCCCCGACGCCUAUUUCGUCUGGUGCUAUGUCACCUAAGCGGGUUAGGCUUGUUACGCCUACUGAGCAAGAGCAGGAAACUCGUGUGGGCCUUGCUUUCAAGGAAUAG
Penicillium nucicola is the source of this 4014-nucleotide messenger RNA. RefSeq names its product WD repeat protein. The coding region runs from base 1 to 4014 and encodes 1337 amino acids. Gene Ontology annotation, biological process: positive regulation of TOR signaling. Gene Ontology annotation, molecular function: protein binding. The transcript is spliced from 2 exons. The record is from RefSeq and is a predicted model, not a curated record. NCBI's taxonomy places the organism in Eukaryota, Fungi, Ascomycota, Eurotiomycetes, Eurotiales, Aspergillaceae.